GUUUUAAAUUCCCGGUCAUUGAGCCGCUGUUUUCAGUUGUUCGAGGCGAGCUCACUCAGUAGCGACCAGUUUACUGAACAUGCUUUUGAUAAAUUGACAUAGAAUAGCUUUUAAUCUGUUUUUGUUAGUAAUUUCUUCGACGCUUUAAAUGUAGAGUUUUAAUCGAACAGCUCGUGCCUGCCCAACACAUUUCCACCAAUAACUGGCUGUCAGUGGCAAGCAAUGGAGGUUGGCAAAGUUGUGCAGGAAGAAAUGAAAUUUCGGGGUGCUGAAUUUGCCGUCAAGGUCGAGCUGGCGGAGAGGUUACUAAUCGUAGAGAUGUCAGAUGUGGUUACAGCGGACCAGUGGAGAGGAGAGUUCGAUCCAGCCUAUAUUGAGGACCUGACCCGGAAAACUGGGAAUUUUAAACAGUUUCCAGUAUUCUGCAGUAUGCUUGAGUCUGCUGUCAACAUGUCCAGUGAAUCGGUGACCCUUGACCUCUUGACCUAUUCUGACCUCGAGCUUCUGCGGAACAGAAAGGCAGGUGUAGUUGGCCGACCUCGUGCUCAGCCACAGUCUCCUGCCCUCAGUGCUAAACGAUACCUCAUCCUCAUCUACACUGUGGAGUUUGACAGGAUACACUAUCCUCUUCCACUUCCACAUCUUGGAAAACCUGAUCCUGCAGAGCUUCAAAGAGAGAUCCGAGCUCUGAGGGCCGAGCUGAAAACACUGAGACUGCGAGGAGGCCACAAAGUAUCAGACCAGGAAACACGCAAGCUCCGUGCAGAGUUGGCUUUGGUGAGGGAUGAAAAGGAAGCCUUGGCCAAGGCUCUGGAUCGUCAACAGAUGGUAGGGGCUGGUUCUGCUCCUGGGCCCCGUGGGCUCAGAGAGGCAGUGCACAGCCUGGAGGAACAGCUGCUGAAGGAAAGGGCAAAAAGCCAGCGCUCUGCAAGCAAGAGGAGCCAGGAACAGCUCCUCGUUCUGGAACAGCUGGAGGAACUCAGGGCAUCAGAACGGGCUCUACGGAUACGUGUUAAAAGUCUGACCACUGAGCUGGCCUUGUUACGACGCGGUCGAGCAACUCCAGUCAUGUCUGGCCGAAGCGGGCUUAGAGGUGAUGGGGAGGUUCAUCGGUCUUUAUCCAGAGAGCGCAGUUUGACCCGUGUGGGGGUAAGAGCACGCUCUGGGUCGAGGGAGAGGAUGGAGGACAGGGCUCGGAGGUCAGAGGAGAGAAUUAGGAGGCCCUCUUCAGGGUCUCGGAAUUACAUCACGAGACCCUCGCCAUCUCCAACAGGGUCACGAGUGCAUCGGUUUGACCCUACGGCCUACAUUCAAGACCGACAACGACGCCAAAAAGAGGCUGAGAUGAAGAAGGUUUCUUUUUCUGGACACAGCUCUAUUCACACGCUGUUUGGUAUCGACUCUUGGUAUCGUUUUUUUUUUACGAGUAUGAGUACGAGUACAGGAGCGCAGUAUCGGUCAGAGGAAGAUUAG
Molecule: messenger RNA, 1473 nt
Organism: Sinocyclocheilus grahami
Lineage: Eukaryota; Metazoa; Chordata; Actinopteri; Cypriniformes; Cyprinidae
Product: coiled-coil domain-containing protein 61-like
Exons: 11
Coding region: 223-1473 (416 amino acids)
Cellular component (GO): ciliary basal body
Source: RefSeq, a predicted model, not a curated record